Messenger RNA from Cannabis sativa, 1429 nucleotides. RefSeq names its product MADS-box transcription factor 23. The record is from RefSeq and is a predicted model, not a curated record. Gene Ontology annotation, molecular function: DNA-binding transcription factor activity, RNA polymerase II-specific; protein dimerization activity; RNA polymerase II cis-regulatory region sequence-specific DNA binding. Gene Ontology annotation, cellular component: nucleus. The transcript is spliced from 8 exons. Gene Ontology annotation, biological process: positive regulation of transcription by RNA polymerase II. Lineage: Eukaryota; Viridiplantae; Streptophyta; Magnoliopsida; Rosales; Cannabaceae. The coding region runs from base 282 to 995 and encodes 237 amino acids.
AAAUAAAUAAAUAAACGCUGUGUAGAUGAGCACAUAAAAGAAAAUUGUAAUUUCCACACGGCCAUCGAUCCCUAUCACCCACAAAAUUCUUAAAAAGCUUUACUUUGGCCAAAUCCUAACCCUCAAACCUUAUAAAUUUUCUGUUUUUUUUUCUUUUUCUUUCUUUCUUUCUUUCUUUCUCAUCUAGCUCUAGCCAUGAGCAGUAGUAGUAGUAUUCAUCCUAGUUGACCAAGGAGACAAUAGUAAUAAAACAAAUACUGAUCAAACCCUAGAAUAUUAUUAUGGGGAGAGGGAAGAUUGUGAUUCGGAGGAUUGAUAACUCAACAAGCCGCCAAGUAACUUUCUCCAAACGAAGAAAGGGUUUGAUUAAGAAGGCGAAAGAGCUCGCAAUUCUCUGCGAUGCAGAAGUUGGCCUUGUCAUAUUCUCCAGCACAGGAAAGCUCUAUGAGUUUGCCAACACCAGCUGCAUGAAAUCGAUAAUUGAACGAUAUAACAAGGCAAAGGAGGAACAUCAGCAACUUCUCAACCCAACAUCAGAGAUAAAGUUUUGGCAAAGGGAGGUGGCAAUCUUAAGGCAGCAACUGCAGAACCUCCAAGAAACAUAUAGACAACUAAUGGGGAAAGAACUUUGUGGUUUGAGCGUGAAGGAGCUACAAAAUCUGGAAAACCAGUUGGAAUUGAGUCUCAAAGGCAUUCGUAUGAAAAAGGAGCAAAUGCUCACCGAUGAAAUACAAGAGCUAAGCCGAAAGGGUAACCUUAUUCAUCAGGAAAAUGUUGAUUUAUAUAAGAAGAUAAAUCACUUUAGCCAACAAAACACGGAAUUGCAAAAUAAGAUAAUUUCGCAGGUUUAUGGUGCAAGGGACAUGACUACUACGACUGCGACAACAAGCGAAAACAACUUCACUAUUGUUUCUUACAAUCUGGACAUGAAUGGAGAGCAGUCAAAUAAUAUCCCAGUCCACCUUCAAUUAAGCCAGCCCAGUCAACAUACUUAAUAUUAAGUCAUUUCAAAACUCAAACUUAAAAGGUAUAUAUAUACCAUCUUAUAAUCAAUUUUUUCCUGAAAAGAUCGAAAUAUUACCAAAGAUAUAUAUAUAGUUGAUCUUGAUCAAAUUAACGCGCUUGCCGCUUGCUACACUCUCUGUCUCCGUACGUUAUUUCACAAAUGAAGAAUCGAAAAUGUAUAACUUUGUCCACCACAUAAAGAUUAACUAUAUAUUAGUGAAUUAUUAAUGGAUGAAGCUACCUAUAUAUUUGUAAAGAUCUAAUAUAUUUGAAGUAAGAAAAAUAAGAGAAUAUAUAAUGUACUCAAUAAUUUUAGAUAUCUCGACCAUGUACUUUUAUGUUUUAUGGAUUAUCUAGCUAGCUAGCUAGCUAUACCAACGAUCCGAGUUGUAAUUGGUAGCAAUAAUAUUGUUUAACACUUUCU